Anopheles nili is the source of this 2496-nucleotide messenger RNA. RefSeq lists its product as uncharacterized. NCBI's taxonomy places the organism in Eukaryota, Metazoa, Arthropoda, Insecta, Diptera, Culicidae. The transcript has 8 exons. The coding region runs from base 1 to 2496 and encodes 831 amino acids. Gene Ontology annotation, biological process: proteolysis. The record is from RefSeq and is a predicted model, not a curated record. Gene Ontology annotation, molecular function: metallocarboxypeptidase activity; zinc ion binding.
AUGGCAUCCAUCAGUGCAGUGGGGCUUUUGGUCGUUUGCCUUGUGGCGUUGACUGUGGCGGUUCACGCCGAACCAGCCCGGUACGAUAACUACCGCGUGUAUAAACUAUUCGUCGAACGUGUGGAGCAGCUUGAGUUGUUGCAGCUCAUCGAACAGUCCCCCGAUGGAUACACUUUCUUGAGCGAUCCGGUACACCUGAACACUACCGUAAAGGUGGUAGUUCCGCCUCACAAAGCUGCGGAGUUCUCGGAGCUUAACGGACGGUUUGCGUUAGGUGCUGAGGUGGCCUUCGAUAACUUGCAGCAAGUGAUCGAUCGACAGCUGAGAGGUCGCCGGGAAACAUUCGGUUGGACCGCAUACUACCCGCUGGCAGACAUCUACGCGUGGUUGGAUACACUGAUCGAACAGUUUCCGGGAGUUGUGAGUCCAAUUGUCGCCGGUCAGACAUACGAGGGUCGUCAAAUUCGAGGUGUCAAAGUGUCAUACAAAGCGGGCAAUCCGGCAGUAUUCACUGAAGGAUCGAUCCACGCUCGCGAAUGGAUCAGUGCGGCAACCGUGACUUGGGUGUUGAACGAACUGCUCACCUCGCAAGAUCCAAGCGUCCGGGAGAUAGCAGAGAACUACGAUUGGUACAUCGUGCCGGUGGCCAACCCUGAUGGGUAUGAGUACACCCACACUACGACCAGGCUUUGGAGAAAGACACGAUCGCAGCAGAACGUCCUGUGCUUUGGUGUCGAUCCGAACCGCAACUGGGAUUAUCAGUUCAAUCAGGGUGGAACCUCAACGAUACCGUGUCAGGAUACGUACUCGGGACCGUCGCCAUUCUCGGAGAUUGAGACUCUUACGCUAUCGCAGUACAUCAGCACGAUACCGAACCUAUCGACCUAUCUCGAUUUCCAUUCUUCCGGUCAGCUGCUCAUGGUACCGUACGGACACACGCGCGAACCACUAGAUAACUACUAUGAGUUGAUGGAGAUUGGAACAAAGGCCAUUGCGAAGCUGCAAGAGCGACACGGAAGUGUCUACAGGGUCGGCAAUAUAGCUGAGAUUAUCUAUAUUGCAUCCGGAAGCAGCUUGGAUUGGGUUAAGGGAACUCUCAAGACUCCGCUGACGUUUGCUUACGAGCUUCGUGACACUGGCGAGUAUGGAUUCUUGCUACCACCGGAACAGAUCAUAUCCACGGCUGAGGAAACCCUCGACUCGAUCAUCGUGAUCUUGCAGGAAGUGUCCAUCGGACUCAGUGUUCCAUUCCAAACAAUGAAGUUCCUUCUGGUGUGUCUUGCAUUCGCCCUACUCGGCGCGGUAGUGGCCGAAAAGGCACGCUACGAUAACUAUCGUGUGUAUCGCGUCCGCAUUCAGACCAUCCAGCAUUUGGAACUCCUGCAAGCCAUCGAACAGUACCCCGAUGGCUACAGUUUCUGGAGCGACCCCGUAAAGGUAGGCACCGAGGUGUUGCUCGUAGUCCCACCGCACCAGCGUGGACACUUCUCGGACAUUCGGGCUCGGUACGGUUUGCGUGCGGAGUUGCACAUCGAGAACCUGCAGGAACGCAUCGAUGAGGAGUCACGUCCAUCCCUGCGCAAGAACACGUUUGGUUGGGAUGCGUACUACCGUGUGGAUGCUAUCUACGGCUUUCUGGAUGGAUUGGUGGCAAGUUACCCGGGCGUUGUGUCUCCGCUCAACGUUGGCAACUCCUUCGAGGGUCGUCCUAUUAAGGGUGUAAAGGUAUCGUACAAGGCUGGUAACAAGGCCGUCUUCAUGGAGGGACUGAUUCAUGCCCGCGAGUGGGUCAGUGGAGCCACUGUGACUUGGGUGUUGAACGAGCUGCUCACCUCGAGCGAUCCGAAGGUGCGUCAGAUUGCGGAAAACUACGACUGGUACUUCUUCCCUGUGACCAACCCUGAUGGGUACGAAUAUACGCAUACGACCGAUCGUCAGUGGCGCAAAACGCGAUCGGAGGCAAGCGCACUGUGCCGUGGUGCCGACCCGAACCGCAACUGGGGUUUCAACUUCAUGCAAGGAGGAGCCUCCAGCGUGCCCUGUUCCGACACCUUCGCUGGACCGAGUGCCUUCUCUGAGAUCGAAACUCGUCAACUGUCUGACUUCAUCGCGACGUUGGACAACCUGAGCACCUAUCUGGCGUUCCACUCCUACUCUCAACUGCUGCUCGUCCCAUAUGGCCACACCACGGCUCGGCUUGAUAACUACGACGAAACGAUUGCCAUUGGCACGAAGGCGAUCAACAAGCUGCGGGAACGCUACGGAACCACGUACCAGAUCGGAAACAUUGCCGAAGCGAUCUAUGUCGCCUCCGGUGGCAGUAUCGAUUGGGUUAAGGGCGUCCUUCGGACUCCUCUAGUAUACGCGUACGAGCUGCGUGAUCUUGGUCGAUUUGGAUUCGUCCUGCCACCGGAUCAGAUCAUCCCGACGGCGGAAGAAACCCUCGACUCGAUCAUCGUAAUUUUGGAGGAAGGCGCCAACUAUGGCUACCACUAA